Necator americanus (New World hookworm) is the source of this 288-nucleotide messenger RNA. RefSeq lists its product as uncharacterized. NCBI's taxonomy places the organism in Eukaryota, Metazoa, Nematoda, Chromadorea, Rhabditida, Ancylostomatidae. The transcript has 2 exons. The record is from RefSeq and is a predicted model, not a curated record. Bases 1 to 288 code for a protein of 95 amino acids.
AUGGAUGGACAGUGCCGGUGUGCCGCCGCCGAAGAUGUGGUUCGUCGUUCGUUCCUCGAGGAGGCGGCUAUGUUGAAAAAGAGGUCGGGAAGCCCGACAAAAUCCGUCAAAACGAUGCUGACCUGGGCACUUGAAGAUCCGGACAACGGCAUAGAAGAGCGGAACGAGAUGAUGUUGAUAUUAUUAUUAUUAUUAUUAUUAUUAUUAUUAUUAUUAUUAUUAUUAUUAUUAUUAUUAUUAUUAUUAUUAUUAUUAUUAUUAUUGCUAUUAUUGUAUUACAUGUGCUAG